AUGUUUGCAAUUCCAAGAAGACGAUCUUUAUCGAGUAUAGUCGAAAAACAUCUUAAAAUAUCGAGAAGUUCCCAUGAUUCUACGAGUCCACUUGGCUCCCCUACCUCGGACGAGGUAUUUUGGGAGGCCGGUAGAUCGGUGCCGAGAACUGAGAAACGUCGAUCAGUGCCAGUGCCAGUCGGGGAUAGACACUCAUGCUCUGAGGACCGAGUCCCUGCCCCCCAUGGACCCCCACCGUCACCAGGCGCGGCAGCGGCCCAACAUCGAGUUGCAGCCGCAUGUCAAGCCAGCAGGAAGUUGCUGGAAGAAACUCUUGCUAAACCAGGAAUCCCACCAUCUAUAGUGCAACCUCCUAAUGGUGGAUACUGGGUGGACGGAAUAGACGAGAUUCAGGAUGGAGAAGAGCCAGAACCUAGAGCGCAACCCGGUACUCCACGGCAGGCGUCCAGGCGGCACAACAUUGAUACCGACGAUACUGCCAAAUACUACAGGCGAUUUUUCCUGGGCAAGGAACACGUCAAUUUAGUUGGGACAGACGAAAACCAAUGCCCAGUAGUGAUGUCCCUCAAAAAUGAACAUGUGGCUGGCCAAGAUCACACGAGGAUACUUUUAAGGCUCCGAACAGAAACUAUGCAUGGACUUACACCCUCCACAAGAUCGAGCAUAAUGCCAUCGCCUUCGAAAAUGGCUAAAAUGCUGAACGAACAAGUGAACGUAGAUAAUUUCAUGCCUGUCAUGUGUUUAAAUGCGUCGCAAUUGAUCGCGGCCUACGACGAACACGUGUUAGUGAACAGUUUCAAAUUUGGAGUACUUUAUCAGAAAUACGGCCAGACAACUGAGGAAGAAUUGUUUGGUAACAACGAAACGUCGCCCGCCUUUGACGAGUUUCUAGAAAUGCUCGGACAAAGAAUAAAAUUGAAAGAUCAUAAAGGUUAUAGAGGUGGCUUGGACAUCAUGAACGGACAUACAGGUUCCGAGGCGGUCUACGAGCAGUAUCAUAACAGAGAGAUUAUGUUCCACGUGGCUCCAUUACUGCCCCACACCGCUGGAGAUGCGCAACAGCUUCAGAGGAAGCGACACGUUGGAAACGAUAUCGUGGCGAUUGUUUUUCAAGAAAAGCCAACCCCAUUCACGCCAGAUAUGAUCGCCUCACAUUUUCUCCACGCAUUCAUCGUUGUGACGCCUAUGGAGACGGCAGGCGGGGAGACCAGGUACAAGGUGGCCGUCACCGCUCGUGGGGACGUACCAUUUUUCUCGCCGACUCUCCCCCAGCCGCCAGUAUUCCGAAAGGGGCGUGAAUUUAAAGAGUUCCUCCUCACCAAACUGAUAAAUGCAGAGAACGCGUGCUACAAAGCUGAGAAAUUCGCCCAACUCGAGUUGAGAACGAGAUCUUCGUUGCUACAGAAUUUGGCUGAAGAUUUAAAGACUAAAACCAUGGAGUUUCUUGGUACGGGUAUCAGGAUAGCUGAAGCGGGAGCAGUAUCACCACAACCAGAUCUAACGCCUAAACAAGAUGGCCCUGGCGCUAGAUUUAUAGAUACGGUGAAGAAAGCACUAAUUUCAAAAGUCAGUUCCAGAUCACCGAGUGUAGAUACGAAUCUCUCUGGCGAUAGCAAUAAGAUUCCAAUUAAUAAGAACAAAUUGCCAGCACACGAAACACACACACCAAACAGCGGUCGUUCAAAAUCUUCAAUAACGUCAUCAUCAGCGAGUGCGGUGUCAGUACGUUCAGCGGGAGGCUCAGGCGAGUCCAGUCCAGAUGUGACGUCACGUGCUGCCCCACCGCGACCACCACUCGACCAUAGUGAUGACUCCAGUCUCAAUUCCGUUGAUUUGGACCCUCUUGGUGGUGUCUACGUGGACAGUGAUACAGGCUUAGAAUCGAUGUCGUCUGCGGAAGCGGGCGGCGGCGGCGGCGGGGGCGGGGGCGGGGGCGCGGGGCAGGGUCGCGGGGAACCGCUGGCAGCCGCGCGCGGCGACGCUGAACUCCUCCGCCAGGAGGUGUGCCGGCUCAAGAACGACAAACUAGAUCUGCUUAAACAGAAUAUUACAUGGCAAAAUGAGAUAAAAUGCCUCCGAGAAAGAGAGAUGUCGCUGCAAGCGGAACUAGCGGCCACCGCUAGAGAAGUGAGACGACUUCGCGACCAACAAGCCGGCACCAUCAUCUCCAAUCCAUCAGCGCAUGAAUCCACCGCUUAGAUAUUACGUUCUAAACUUACUUUAAUUUCAACUUUAAUGCAACGCAUUAAGGUAGGCUUUACAUUUCGUCAACUUAAAGCGCAGUAAUAGGCGAUAAUUAUUAUCGCCAUCUGAUCUCUUACUGUGUUUUAAUGUUUUGGUAAUUUAUUUAAUAAUAACAGAUCUGAGACUAAAAAUCUAUCCUACUUGACUUAGGAUAACAUAUAAACAUAGACGUUAGCAAUUAAUGCCU
This is a messenger RNA of Achroia grisella, 2431 nucleotides long. RefSeq names its product rap1 GTPase-activating protein 1-like (gene RapGAP1). Bases 1 to 2199 code for a protein of 732 amino acids. Gene Ontology annotation, molecular function: GTPase activator activity. Gene Ontology annotation, biological process: regulation of small GTPase mediated signal transduction; activation of GTPase activity. The transcript has 13 exons. The record is from RefSeq and is a predicted model, not a curated record. NCBI's taxonomy places the organism in Eukaryota, Metazoa, Arthropoda, Insecta, Lepidoptera, Pyralidae. Gene Ontology annotation, cellular component: cytoplasm.